Messenger RNA from Dictyostelium purpureum, 861 nucleotides. RefSeq lists its product as uncharacterized. The record is from RefSeq and is a predicted model, not a curated record. Bases 1 to 861 code for a protein of 286 amino acids. The transcript has 3 exons. Lineage: Eukaryota; Evosea; Eumycetozoa; Dictyosteliales; Dictyosteliaceae.
AUGAUUUUUUCAAUAGUCUUAGCUAUCUUCAUUCAUUUGUUUUUAUUUUUUAUCUCCAAACACGACAUCAAUACCCAAAAUAACCCAACACCAUCAAAACAACCACAAGAACCAGUAGGAACCAAGACAAACAAUAACCCACCACCAUCAACACAACCACAAGAACCAGUAGGAACCAAGACCAACAAUAACCCACCAUCAACACAAUCCCAAAAACCAGUAGGAACCAAGACCAACAAUGACCCACCACCAUCAACACAACCAUCACAAUCUCCACAAUCAAAAAAUAAAUUUGUAGGUGGACCAAAUUUAUUUAAUAGACCAUCACCUUAUCUUGUUCAAUCAACACCACAACAGGGACUUCCAAAACAACACUCAGCUCAACCUCCACAAGAAAGACCUGUUUCGCAAAUCAAAAAAGGAACAUCUCCAGUACCAAAUGGCAAUUCACCAGUAAAAUCUGAUCCGCCACAACCACCAAUGAACAGACCACCAUCAACACCAAACGGGGACCACAAACCACCUCCAGUACCAGAUUGCCAUUCACCAGAAAGACCACAUUCCAAACCAAAACAUAGUGCAUCAAUCCCAGAUUAUAAAAAACUAUUUCAAGCAAUGGAUGCAUUUGAAAAACAACAACAACAACAAGAACAAGAGCAAGAACAACAACAACAACAAAAACAAGAACAACAACAACAACCAACACCACAACCACAACCAACACAAAAUCCAAAUCCAAGACCAAAUCCAAGAACAACUCAAACUCUUAAUUCAACAGGUUCAAGUGGUAGUUCACAUCGUAGUGCAUAUAUUGGUCCAAGUCUGAUUAAUCAGUCAAAUGGUGGAUCAAGAAGUGAUUAA